Messenger RNA from Maylandia zebra (zebra mbuna), 3981 nucleotides. RefSeq names its product transmembrane protein 229A (gene tmem229a). The record is from RefSeq and is a predicted model, not a curated record. NCBI's taxonomy places the organism in Eukaryota, Metazoa, Chordata, Actinopteri, Cichliformes, Cichlidae.
UCGCAGCUCGCUCACUGCGCGUCUGCAGCACAACAUAAAAGAAAACAAUGCACAGGAAGGGGACAGCUGGAGCUCUCCGCACAGAGUGAUCAUGGCCGGUCGGUGGCGCGACGGUGCUCGCGUGUGUUCGGGAGAGCAGGACGGUGGCCUCAAACCGGCACGAAAGCUCCGCCAGCAGCAAGAACCGGGCUCAGACACCGGGGACGCGACGGAGCCGCCGCGAGGACUGCCGCGAUGGAUGCGGCUUUACUUCUACGGGAUGCACGGCGUGACUCUGGAUGUCCUGCUGUCAUCCUUACAGGGGCUUUUGCACUCACGGGACCCUAAGCUGAUGGGCUUUUCCUCUCCGUAUCUUUGCAUCAUGCAUUCGCUGACCCAUUUUGCGCUGGAAAAGAUCUACUCACAGAAGAGGUGCUUCCUAGGUCGGCCUGUGGUGUUUCAUCUUGUUUUCUACCCGUCCAUCUACAUCGGGCUGCAGAUUCUGAUCGGGAACAUUAACACUUUGGCCGAGCAAGUGAGGGUGGUUUCUGGGACUCAGCUGGUAGUGCAUUACAUCCUGGCUCUCUACUUCUCUCAGGUGUUUCACAGAGAGCUGUCACAUCUACAGUAUCGCCCAUCAUUCUCCGCUGACCUCCAGCUGGAAGGCAGACCCCCGCACGGUCUUCCCGGCUUUGCGCGCUUCUUAUUCUUCGGGAUGCACGGCUUUCUGGACGAGGUCCUUUUCACCUCUCUGUUCAACCUGGUGGAGAAGUCUGACAGGACCCUCAGCGGUCACACGUCCCUGUGGUCUUUCCUGAUGUACGGAAGCUGCAGCUUCGUGGUGGAGAAGCUCUACCUUUACCUGCACUUCAGCCUGGGCUGGGGGUCCUGGCGACGACUCCCCAUCUACAUCUGCUUCAUCUACACGUGGGAAUUCUCGUGGGGUCUGGUCCUGAGGCAGUUUAACGCUUGCUCGUGGGAUUACUCCCACUAUCCUCACAACUUCAUGGGACUUAUCACCCUGCUCUACCUGCCCGGGUGGAUCUGCUUGAGUCUCUAUCAGGACGUGCUGUCCAAUGUCCUGCUGAGAAUCAAGUGCACCAAAGAUGUGCAUGAUUUAAGUGAAGAGAAUGGAGACGUCAAUGGACAACUGGAGCCAAACAAAAAGCAACUUUAAUUCUAAGUUUGAUGGUUGUAAACUAAUAUAUAAGUGAGGAAGAAAUACAACUAAUUUAAUAAGGGAUAUCUAUUUAUUAUCAGGCAGUAAACAACAAAAAUCAGAGUCUACGUUACACCUUCUAAAAAUGAACAUUUGUCCAUAUAUCAAAAUAUUGGUAGCACUUUAUAAUACAGUCCACGAUCAAGGGUGUAAUAGACUUAAAUGGAAUUUACAUGUAGACAAACUUGAAUAAGAGGGUAAUAAUUCAACUCUUUUUUUUUUUACAGGAAAGCAGAAAAAUGUUCUUAAGUACUGCAUUUGUAAUUUAAGUAGUGCACAACAUCUGGGUAUUUUACAGGAAAUGAGAUAGAAAUCAAUCAUUUUAAGUAGUGUAUUAUUUCCAUCUAUUUUAGUGAACAAAAAAAGAUCCAAAUUUUAUUCUAUAUUUAUGCUCUACUUUUUAUAUUGACAUUGUGAAUUGCAUUGGUGUGCCUCAGAGUAUAAGUGGGCGGAUCAAUCCAAAUACUGUUAGAUAUAAUACCGAAGCUAGUAUUGGUGUGGGAUUGAUACUAGUGUGAUAGGAUUGAAAUUUUGUUUCUAGGUUGGACUCCAAGGAAAAGUAAACACCAGCCCGAUUACUCUAUUGUUAAAAGAUCACAUGGGCCACCUGUGUGGCCUGCAGUAUUUGCAACUUUUAGUUUUUUCUUCUAAGUGGGAAAGGUACUUUUAUAGGUAAUAUAAAUGGAAAAUUGAAUAUAAUCCAGAAAAAAAUGCAAAAAGUACAGCAUAUUUACAGUACAGGAUGGUUAAACUCAGAGAAAAAGAAAAUACCUGGACAUAAUAGACUACUUAAAAUUAUAAUUAUUUCUUCUUUCCUGUAAAAACGUGACUUUUUAGCUCUAAUUCUAGUUUAUCUACUGCUAAGUACUUAUAGGUAAAUAAUUAUCAUUUGUGGGUUUACCACUAUCAUUCAUGCAGUACCUAAAAUUAUAUACAGUAUAAUUAUUUCUUCUUCCCUGUAAAAGCUUGAAUUAUUACCCCUAAUUCUAAUGAGUCUACUACUAAUUAUAUCUAGAUUAAUAUAAUAACAUUGUCAUUUCAGAUAAAAUACAUUGGCAUACCAAUUCUAAUUCUAGAGUUAUUGCUCUCUUAGCUGCGCUCUGUAUUAUAAAAUACUAUCAGAUUUUUUAAUACGUUUCAUUUUCUUCAGGCUGGUGAAGAUUGGUGUGUUCAGCAAGAUUUUCUGUGGAGGUAAUAACUUCUGGAAGUUACGAGUCGACCCUAACCCUCGUUACCUGUGCUUUUAUUCUGCUCUGCCUGAUAUUUUAGGGUAUAGCAAGGAAUUCAAAACUUUGGACCCUAACUGUUUAAAUUCAAUUACUGCCGUUUUUACCCAUUUAGUGGAAAAUACAGUUGUAACAUGAACAACUUUUACAUGUCCUCAUGACUUUGAAAGUGUGAAGAUUCCGUUUUGUAUGGAUUGCAGUGACUGAUUUCCCGUUCUUCACAUAUGGCAGAUGUGUUUUGGAUUUGAUCGCUUACGUUAUUCACCUAUACAUCAGCAUGCUUUAAGUGUCCUAUCUGCAUGCUAAAAUACCAGUAAAGCUUUCUUUUAUUCAUUAACUCACAUGUAUCAACUAAUAUUCCAAAGUCAGUAUUUUUAAGACAGAGUCAUCUGUUAAUUUUUCACCUUUUUAUUCGACUCCUUAACAUUUCAAAACAAACUGCAUCCACUCAGCUUGUUAACAUGAUCACAGAGCAAUGCAUGGCAAUUCUUAGAGUUGAUAUAAACCCAGUGGUAUAUGUAGCAAAGGAAUCCGUAGCUAAAUGAUUAUGAGGAGACAUGAUGUUGCAGUUUCUUUUUCAUGACCCAAACACUGAUUUGCUCGAGUGCCUUCCUGCGCAAACUGAGUCCAAGCGACACAAAAAAAACUCAGCUUUUUAUCUGCAAGUGCUACAAUUGUGGGUCGAAAGGAAGUGCCUGACUGAAAAUGGAUUUUGGGGGCCAAUGUCAAUAUUGAUUUUUUUAUUGAUAUACAAAAUAUGUGACUUAGUGAUAUAUGGGUUAAUAUAAUAUUGAUAUAAUAUAGGCCAUACCGGUUCACCAACAUACUGUAGCAGCCAGUCACCUAUAUGUAUCACCUGUAUCAUCUAUAUUCUCUAGAUAUUAACCUCCUAUGCUGCCUCAUUAGAAGUAAUAUGCUUCAAUGAACUGCAAAGAAAUGAUUCUGCUCUGUGACCUUUUUGAACACCAUUAAAAUAUUAGAAUCAGUCACUUUGCACUUAGAAUUAGAAACACGAUGAUCUUCUCUGGGAUUGAUUGAUUAUUUAGGUGACAAAUUAUUUUUUGUCUAUACAAAUUUAGAAGCAUACUUUGCACAGGUGCUUUAUUUUAUUAUUUUGUUUAUCAACAAAUAUUCAUAUUAAUUGUUUUUUUAGUUUUAAAGCCCUUUGAAAUUCUACUGAUAUGAUUAGCACUGAGAGCUGAACUGAACCCUACUCAGCCUAAUACUUUGGCUACUGAUUUUAUUUCCUUGUUUAACCUGGCAGCUACACUGGUGUUCUUAAACAUUUACACUCUGUCCCACAUGAAUAACUUUGUACAACUUACAGUUUUUUUCCAUGACAGAAUAACUGUAUUUUAAUCAUACUUAACUUUCGUGUUUGGCUGUGCACUUUUUGAAGAUUUUAAAAAAAUGACCAAACUACUUUUAAAAAGCUAUAAAAAAAAAAAAAGAACGUUUGAAAGAAAUUGCACAAUAACUAAAAAAAAAUAUCUCUAACUUGCAAUGGCAUGUACUGUAUGACUUAGAAUUUUAAAUAAAAAUACAAUUUUCCUGUGA